AUGUCAGCUAGUGAGGAUAAACAGAUUGGGCUGAGUGCCACAAACAUGGAAAGUUACGAGCAAAGCACACCAUCACCACAACUCAUUGAAACGCCACCUAUUUCUGAUGAAAGAAACCAAGAAAUUGAAAUGUUGUGUCAACAAUUUUCAAAUCUAAGUUUUUCAUCUGCUGCCAUAACGGACCCUUUUUUUCACACAUACCAAAAAAUGUGUUGUUUCCAUAUACCGGACAGCAAGCAUUUACGUGCGCGACAUGGUGAUUCACCAGUUAACGACCAAUCAUCUACACCAAACACUGAUAUGUGUAUUCAAAGUUCAGAAAAUUAUUUUAAAGUAGCUAAUUUGGAUUACCCUUAUCAGCCAAAAGAGACACCUACUGAUUAUAACAAACUUAGUCAUGAAGAUGUACUACAAUCAACUCAAAUAUUUCUAAAUGCACCAUCAACACCCGUAGAGGUUGAAGAGCAUAAUGAUUCCGAUAUGGAUACAUCACUACCGAUUAAUUCAGACAGUUUUUACUCUUCAUUAUCAAUGCAAAUUGCAUCGAAUUCUAAAUUAAUUGAAGAAUUAUCUAGAAUGGAACACAAUAACAUAACAAGGACCAUGGAGGUAGGAAACCAAUCUCCAUUAACUAUGUAUGAAGAAUAUGACCUCCUUGCAAAUAUACCUUUGCCCGAAAAAUCUUUUUAUACAUCUUCCAACUUAUCAGAAGAAGCAUCUGCGGAACCUACGAGUACGUGUGCUUUGUUUACAAAUGCAAAUAGUAUUAGCACUUCUCCUAUCUUACCAGAAAAAGAAUCUCAAAAGCCUAUGUUAGUUUUACCUGAAAAAAGCACUAUAAAUAAGACAAAAAACACUAAAACUAAGAAAUACAAAAAACAGAGGUCACAGGAUAGCCGGAGUAACAAAAAAGAUCAUGUAAAUUUGGUUUUAGUGGGACAUGUAGACGCAGGUAAGUCUACUAUUGGUGGGCAAAUUAUGUCCUUAAUGGGAAUGGUAGAUAAACGCACUUUACAAAAAUAUGAAAAAGAGGCACGAGAAAAGUCUAGAGAGUCUUGGUAUUUAUCAUGGGCUCUCGAUACCAAUCAAGAAGAGCGUGAUCGAGGUAAAACUGUUGAAGUCGGAAGAGCACACUUUUCAACCAAAACGAAACAUUUCACAAUCCUUGAUGCUCCAGGCCACAAAAGCUUCAUACCUAAUAUGAUUGGUGGGGCGGCACAGGCAGAUCUAGCGGUGCUAGUAAUAUCCGCUCGGAAAGGUGAGUUUGAAACAGGUUUCGACAGAGGUGGACAAACGAGAGAGCAUGCUAUGCUUGUCAAAACGGCUGGGGUGAAAUAUCUGGUUGCUGUCAUUAACAAAAUGGACGACCCGACAGUAAACUGGAGCGAAGCACGAUAUAACGACUGUAAAGAGAAGAUUAUUCCUUUUCUCAAGAAACUGGGCUUUACAGAGCCAAAAGAUUUGGCAUUUAUGCCAAUAUCGGGACAAACCGGACAUGGAAUACUCCAUCAAGUACCAGAAGAUAUUUGCCCAUGGUAUCGCGGACCGUCUUUUAUACAAUUGGUAGAUGAACUACCGUCUUUCUGUCGUAACGACGAUGGACAUUUCUUAAUGCCGAUAGUUGAUAAAUAUAAAGACAUGGGUACUGUCCUCAUGGGAAAAGUAGAAUCUGGAGUCACUCGCAAAGGAACAACUUUGUUACUAAUGCCUAACCGAUUACAUGUAACUGUAGACCAGCUGUGGUCUGAUGAUAUAGAAGUCACGUCAAUUUCAUGUGGGGAAAACGUAAAGGUAAAAAUUAAAAGUAUUGAAGAAGACGAUGUUUCCACCGGUUUUGUUCUUUGUGAUGUUGCUCAACCUAUAACAACAGGUAGAGUAUUCGAUGCGCAGUUAUUAAUAUUGCAGCAUAAAUCAAUUAUAUGUGCUGGAUAUUCAGCAGUAAUGCACAUUCAUUGUGCUGUUGAAGAAGUUUCCGUCAAGGCUCUGUUUUGCCUUAUCGAUAAGAAAACGGGUGAAAAGUCCAAAACACGGCCAAGAUAUAUUAAAGAGGGGCAGGUUGCUAUAGUCAGAAUAGUCUGCGCUGGAAUUAUUUGCUUGGAACCAUUUAAAAAUGUUAAUCAAUUGGGACGACUAACUUUACGGGAUGAGAACAAAACCGUGGCCAUUGGAAAGGUUUUAAAAGUUAUAGAGUAA
Molecule: messenger RNA, 2193 nt
Organism: Spodoptera exigua (beet armyworm)
Lineage: Eukaryota; Metazoa; Arthropoda; Insecta; Lepidoptera; Noctuidae
Source: the annotation of a GenBank genome assembly